Molecule: messenger RNA, 5101 nt
Organism: Pelodiscus sinensis (Chinese soft-shelled turtle)
Lineage: Eukaryota; Metazoa; Chordata; Testudines; Trionychidae
Source: RefSeq, a predicted model, not a curated record
AUGGGAGAUGAACUCAUGUUAAAAGCAUCUAAAAGUGAAGUUUCCUUUAUUUUAAUUUCAGUUUUUGAUGAUGAAGAAGAAAGCAAGCUAUCAUAUACAGAGAUUCAUCAGGAGUACAAAGCUCUGGUUGAAAAACUACUAGAAAGUUAUCUUAAGGAGAUUGGAAUUAAUGAAGAGAAAUUUCAAGAAGCAUGUUCAUCUCCUCUUGCAAAGUCACAUACGUCACAGGCCAUUUUGCAACCAGUAUUGGCAGCAGAAGAUUUUAGAUUAUUUAAAGAAAUGAUGGUACAGAAAAACAUUGAAAUGCAGUUGCAAGCCAUUAGAAUCAUUCAAGAAAGAAAUGGUGUGCUACCUGACUGUUUGACAGAUGGUUCUGAUGUGUUCACUGAAAUUGAACAACAAGAAAUGAAAAUACUCCGAGAGGUUCUUAGGAAGUCUAAAGAAGAGUAUGAAAUGGAGCAGGAAAGGAAAAGGUCUAAAGAGACGCAUGAUAAAUUGAAUUCGUCAGAUAUUACAUACAGCUGUCAUGGAUAUUCAAGAGAAGCAAAAGUUAAGGAAUCCACUGAAGAUACUGAGAGAAUUGAUGAUUCUGAAGAAAUUGCAAAAUUAUCAUUAGAAGAAACAAAGAAAUAUAUUAGGGAAGAUUUAAGUCCAGUGCACCAUCUACUAAGAGUGACAAAAUCUCCUCUGCAGCCUUCUGAAUCUACAAAAGUGAAAGAAGAAAUUAAGAAAAAGACAACUGGAAAUUGUUCAGAGAAUGCAACAAGAGAAGCUGGGCCUGAGGGGCUUAAUUUAUCAGAGCUUGAACUGCACCACCUCAGACAACGAGAAGGCUAUUUAAAACAGAAGCGAGAUAAACUGAUGGCUAUGAAGAAGGACUCAAGAAAUAAUCUGCCAACACCAAAUAUAGAUCAGAAAGAAGAGCAAUUAUCUUCUAAAGAGGAAAUGUCAGAAGAGGAAAAGCAAAGACUGCUAAAGAGGAGAAUGCUUGCAGCAAAACUUAAAGAAGAAGUUAUUAAUAAGCGUUAAGAAUCUCAAUGUAAGAAUACUUGGACAAGAACUGAAUUCAUUUUAGAAUAAAUUAUUUAAUCAUAAACUGCUUGCUUUCAAAUACAGUAUCUUGUUUUUCUAAAAAAACAACUCAAUUCUUCAUAUACAUAUUUAAAACUAAAUUGCAUCCACAGUAGAAACUUGAUUUCUCACCUUUAUCCAGUGGGCCAAGAUUUUCUAAAGUGCUGACUUUUCUGGGAUCUAUUGGGUACUUAGCACUUUAGAAGAUUAGGCUACCUACUUAGGCAGCAUCUCAAUAAUUAUGAUGUAUCUUAUCAGAGAACACCUAGGAACUCUAGCCAUGAAUCAGAUUGCCCCUGUGCAAUAAGGAUGUAAGGUCCUGCCUUUAGACAUCUAUUUUUGUAAAGCUUUGCCAUAGCCACUUAUUUAAAAUUAUACCUUGACAAUUUUCUAUAAAACAGAACAAACAUCUCUACAGGUUGAUGGAUUCUUUACCCCCCUCGCAACACAUUAUGAACAUUUCUAGAAUGUGGGAAACACCAUCUAAAGAAAUCUUACACCUCUUGGUUAGGGAACUGAAAUACAAAACUUGGUUUGUCUUCCUUUUAUUAGUCUGUGAUUAAAAGGAAAUUAACGAAAAGGGAAAUGCCAUCUUGAGAGUUGUUUGAGACACAGGAAAUGCAGAUAAAGCUUCUGGAAUCAUGAAACUGGGGUGGCUUAAAAUCACAGAUUUUUUUUUAAAUUUUAGUUAAAUUGGAUUUGUUUUUAAAAUAACCAAUAAAACACCAAAUUUCUUAUUUAAGAGUAACAGAUAACAUCUCAUCACAAACAUGCUAUACACACAUUUAAUGUCUCAUAAGAGUGAAUUAAUUGCUCUAGUCUGUCCAGCCUAACUACCAGUUCUUGCUUCUUGAAAGUUCUGGCCUUUCAAUUUCUGUUUCUCAGCAGACUAAAAAGUAACAUGGAGCAAAGACAGACACUCACUGGAUAGGAUUGUUUUUGUUCUGUGCUUAUGUGUUGGACAACUUUGGCCAAGCAUGGCAGAGGAAUUGGAGUAUGUCUUCAGACAUUGUCUUAAGACAGAGACAAUAUAUAGGAAAUAACGAAAGCAGAAUAGAAAGCAACAGUAGAGUGGACUGGAAAGAAAAAGGGAAGAUAUUCAGCACACACAGCGCUUUCUAUAUCCUCCCACACCUUUGCCAUAGAAAAACUGUCAUGGCUUCCGGGCGUGAAAGACAUCUUUUCUGGGAAUAUUUUGAAGAAAUGUGUUACCUGGAUAAAGGAAAACAUGUCAAGUGUAAGCAGUGCAAGAUGAGGAUUCAGGGCCUAGUUGCAAGAAUGAACCAUCAUAAGGGAAACUGCUUAUAGGGAGAAAAUGAUGUGGAUAUGACUAUGUGGAUCAACUUUGCAGUGCAUUAUUCUUUGAGACACUAUGCCUUUUAGUAUAAAAGUACGAUUUGACAAGUAAAUUUACAAGCUGUUUGCUAUGUUGGAUGUUGCUAGAAAAAAAUGGUUUAGCUAAUCCUUAUGGCUUGUUUAAUUAACUAGGUUUAGAAUCUGUCAUCCAAGUACAGGAUGAAUGUCUCCAGUCCAGUCCAGACCUGAGCAGUGCCAAAACAGAAUUUGCUGAACCACAGGAGAUCAAUAUUGUCUAGAAGCAUUACCAACACUUCUGCUGCUUACUGGGCUCUUAGAAGACAUUAAGGAGUAAAAAUUAGACAAACAAAAGUACAAAAACACAGAGCCAGAACUGGUGGCUGCAAAACUAUUGAGACUGUGGGAAACUUAGUUUCUAUUUGGCGAACUAAAAUCAUGCUCGACCAUGGAUGUUGCCAGACCAGACAGUGCCAAACUAAACAGGUUCAACCUGUUUACAGCACAGAAAGCUGCAGUAAGAGAAAUCUCAAGUCACCAGUUGCCACUAUCAUUUUAUAUUACAUAAUACAUGCUCCUUAUUUUGGACUUCAUGGCCACAGACCACAAUGGUAAUGCCAUAAGUCUAUUUCUGAUUUACUUCAGUAUAACAGCUUUUCCAAGGGAACCCAUUCUAUAAUUGUUUUAUUAAAAAACGUAAGUGCCAGUAAGUUCAAUGGGUUGUCAGUUUUAGCUUUUUUGGAAACUUUAUUUCCAAUCAUUUUUUUUUAAUUUAAAUUGUGAUUUAAAUCAAUCUAUCCUGCAUGAAACACAUUUCAUAGUAACUAUAUAUUCCAUUGUUUUUAUAAGCUUUUUUGGACCAAUUUAAUGGUGGUAGCCUGUAGCAAACUACAACUUUUAAAAGUAAAUAUUUGUCUCAGUUAAGUACAGUGUGAAAACACAAUCUAGUCCAAGAACUCAAAAUUCCAAUAAAUUUUUGCAGUUUUGUUCACUAGACUACUAUACUGUCUGGCCAUAAAUACUGCUUAGAACAUUUCUCAGCAAAGAGGCUGUAAAAUGUAAGGAUUCAUCACUAACAGUGCUUGAUUGCAACCAUAACUGAGGAAAAAACCACCCAAUCAAUCAACAUUUCAUGUAACUUUUUAUUAAAAUAGUAUUUAUAACAACUGAUACAUGUUGGCAGAUGUAUUUUUUUUAAAUCUGUAGUGGAGGGGCCCCAGGCAUUAGAAUGUGUCUGUCCCCUAGCUGAAUGCAGACAGAAUAUAAUUCUUCAUAGAUAAAUGAACUUUGCCUGAGGCAGGUGACCCUGGAUAUUAGCCAGUUUGAGUGGGAGCUCCAUAUGUCACCCUCCAAAGGGGAUUUAAAAAGUUUGAUAAAAAUGUUCAAACCUUAAGAUGACAUCAAAUGUCUGUUCAUAAAGUUUUAUUCUUCUAGCGUAACUAUAAAAAAUUCACAACAUUCAUAUAUUUGCUAUAGAAAAAAGGCUCAUGAGCUGAUCUGAAUCUAUCCUUAAAGCUCUUGGCAAUUCUUCAAAAGGGAAAAGAGAAAAAAGAAAAACAAACUUUUUAAUCAAAAACUUUGUUUAGGAUAUUUUUGUUAGGAAAAUACUUGGGUUGAGGUCAGGUGUUUUCAAGCCUCUGAAGGGAAAAGGCACACUGCAUCACUUGGGAGCCUUCUUAGUGGUAGUUGUGUAGUAGGAAAUUGUCUUUUUAAGCAGAGAAAGACACGAUUUGUCAGGGGGAAAAAAUGGAGAUCUGGAGAGCAAGCAUAUGGUAAACGAUAUUCCAAUCGCACUUGAACCAGCUUCCUUAGUCACUGCCUUUUAGUUGGAGGCUAUCUUACCAAAUGGGUAAGAGGAAAGGCCUCAUUCUUGGUUGCCUGGAGCCCACAAGGGGUAACAAUAAUUCCCCCAGGUCCACCUGCAUUAAUUUUCAAAUCAGAAUGCUUUGUGUCUAGCUUACUGGUUGGUAAGAACUCCUGCAUUCUGCUUGGUAUUUGAUCUAGUGGUAUGUAAUAACUGUUUUAAAACUGCAUGAAUAGUUUGUCUUAGUAAAGAAUACUUUAAAAUGGGCCACAUUCAAAAUUAUGAGUUAACUUACCAUGUACAACAAACCAAACAAAAGCAAUAAUUAUGGAAUUACAGGGUCACAUUUUAAUUCCUGAAUGUUACAGUUCAGCAUUAAUAUCACCACAUGUAUACAAAUGGUGUAAAACAAGUACAGUGGCAUUUUUAAUACAAAAUAAACUUCUGCUUUAUGGAAAAAAACUAUACUUCAUAUCUACACAGACAAGUCCAUAUUUUCCAAACAAUAGCUAAAAUUAAAAUUAACUACAAAAUCUCAAACAGGUAAACCUGUUUCAGUUUAAACUAUUUCAGGAGAAAUGGACCCAUAACACAUAUUACAAGAGUGAUCAUCUAUGUGAUGGAUUGCAGCUGGUUUCAUAGUUUAACGUCUGACACAUUAAUUGUAGAUUGGUUUUUUCCUCACUUCAGCAUGAUCUCAGAUCAUAUAUGGGCAAUUAACAUUAAAAUAUUUACAGUUCACUUGCUGCUCUUUGAAAAUAAAACCUCUUAAACUGUUUACCAUCAAUUUCUUUUUUUUCUUUUUUUGCAAUUAGUUUACUUACACGGAAUGUGCUUUUACUCUUAAAAAAGCAGCUUUCAUAUUACACACAGGUUCAGGUGCUGCAUACUGAUUCUGCCUCAAAUAUAGAA